AUGUCCGUGCGCCGCCCACCUUCGCUCACCUCCGCCGGCCACCCACGUCCACCCGCCUCCGCUCACCUCCGCCGGCCGCCCGCGUCCGCGCGCCUCCCGUGCGGCCAACCGCCUCCGCUCGCCGUCCGCACGCCGCCCGCAUCCACCCGCCUCGGCUCGCCGUCCGCGCGCCGCCCUCGUCCACCCGCCUCCGCCCGCGCGCCGGCCCCGACCUCGUCCUCCGUUGCCAUGCACGCCACGCUGGCCACGACCGCGUCCUUCAUCGCCACGCGCCGGCCCCGACCACGUCCUUCAUCACCACGCGUGCUCCGCUGGCCUCGAUCUCGUCCUCUGUCGCCACGUGCUCCGGCCCUGACCGCGUCCUUCGUCGCCGCGCGUGCCCCGCCGGCCUCCUCCGUCGCCACGCGCACCGGCCCUGACCGCGUCCUCCGUCGCCACGCGCGCCCCGCCGGCCUCGACCGCGUCCUCCGUCACCAAGCGCCCCAGCCAUGGGGUGUCUCCGGUCCUACCCAUUGCUCGAAAGGCAGCCGACUUAGGCCGAAAUGA
Aegilops tauschii subsp. strangulata is the source of this 546-nucleotide messenger RNA. The record is from RefSeq and is a predicted model, not a curated record. Lineage: Eukaryota; Viridiplantae; Streptophyta; Magnoliopsida; Poales; Poaceae.